Messenger RNA from Quercus lobata, 1699 nucleotides. RefSeq names its product cytochrome P450 714A1-like. Lineage: Eukaryota; Viridiplantae; Streptophyta; Magnoliopsida; Fagales; Fagaceae. The record is from RefSeq and is a predicted model, not a curated record. Gene Ontology annotation, molecular function: iron ion binding; oxidoreductase activity, acting on paired donors, with incorporation or reduction of molecular oxygen; monooxygenase activity. The transcript has 5 exons. The coding region runs from base 98 to 1519 and encodes 473 amino acids.
AGCAGAGAUAUGGUGGUCUCUUGUAGUGAUAGGAGCAUGUAGUGUGUUAAUUAGAGUCUGUCAUGAGGUGUGGCUGAAGCCCAAACGGAUUCGAUCAAUGCUUUGGAGGCAAGGCAUUAGAGGGCCACAGCCUUCCUUUCCCUAUGGGAACAUUUCUGAGAUGCAGAAGAUCCAAUCCUCCAUGAUCAACAAUACUUCUGAUGGCCAGCCUGUCUCUGAAAACUGGACUCACUCCCUUUUCCCAUAUCUCCAACAAUGGAGACAAGAGUAUGGUCCAGUAUAUAUGUACUCAACAGGGAGCAAGCAACACAUGUAUGUGAGUGAGCCAGAGUUAUUAAGGGAACUGGGACUGAUCAAGUCCUUGGAUUUGGGUAGACCUUCAUAUCUGGCUGGGGCAUUCCAGCCCUUGCUCGGUGAUGGCAUCAUUAGGGCUAAUGGAAGCAAUUGGGCCUACCAGAGGAAACUCAUUGCUCCUGAAUUCUUCCUCAACAAGGUCAAGAAUAUGGUGGGUGUGAUAGAGCAAUCUACCAUUGUAAUGAUGAAGACAUGGGAGAACCGUAUAUUACAGAGUGAGGGAGGUGUUGCAGACAUGAUUAUUGAUGAGGAUUUGAAGAGCCUCUCGGCAGAUAUAAUCUCAAGAGCUUGUUUUGGCAACUCUUACUCCCAAGGCAAUCAGAUUUUUUCAAAGAUUGCUUCUUUGCAAGAUGCCUUGUCCAAACCAAGUGUACUUUUUGGACUAUUCAACUUUAGAUUUCUUCCCACAAAGAGCAACAGAGAGAUAUGGAGGUUAAAGAAAGAGGUGGACACACUGAUACUCAAAGUAGUCAAGGAUUGUCAACAAGAAAACCAAAAAGGCACCAUACCUGUAAAGAACCUCUUACAAAUGAUGCUUGAAAGUGUUGUCGCUAGUGAUGAUAAGGUCCCACGCGGGUUGAAAACAGACCGCUUCAUUGUUGACCUAUGUAAAAAUAUCUACUUUGCAGGCCAUGAGACUACUGCUCUUGCAGCCUCCUGGAUCUUGAUGCUACUUGCAUUACACCCAGAAUGGCAAGAGCGUGUUCGUAUUGAAAUUCUUGAGUUGACGAUGGUGAUCCAAGAGAGCAUUCGUCUUUAUGGGCCUGCUGUUGUAAUGUCAAGGGAAGCUUUUGCAGAUAUCAAGUUGGGGGAAUUUGUUGUGCCAAAAGGUGUCCACAUGUGGUUUUUUAUUCCUGCAUUGCACCGUGACCCUGAAAAUUGGGGUCUAGAUGCAUUGGAGUUCAAACCAGAGAGGUUUGCACAAGGGAUAUCUAAAGCGUGCAAGUAUCCCCAAGCAUACCUACCAUUUGGCUACGGGAGUCGAUUAUGCAUUGGUCAGACCUUUGCAAUGCUAGAACUCAAGGUAGUACUCUCUCUCAUAUUAUCCAAAUUCUCCUUUUCUCUCUCUCCAGAAUAUCGUCACUCCCCUGUUUAUAAAAUGUUAUUGACGCCACAACAUGGAGUAAGACUACUCGUAACGAAGUUGCAGGGAAGCCUGGGAUAAGGUUUAUGAGGUAUAAACUUCACAUGUUUGCACUAUAGAGAACCUAAAUAUAAUUGUGUUAUUGUCAUGAAUACUCCAGUUGUAUAUUUAUUACUAUUUUUCUAAGGUACAUUAGCAAGGUUAUCUCCUGGGAUAAGGAUCUUGACUUGAACCCAUCAUAAUUUAUUCUAUUACAUAUUA